Messenger RNA from Sinocyclocheilus anshuiensis, 674 nucleotides. RefSeq names its product phospholipase A2-like. Bases 1 to 450 code for a protein of 149 amino acids. The transcript is spliced from 3 exons. Gene Ontology annotation, biological process: arachidonate secretion; phospholipid metabolic process; lipid catabolic process. The record is from RefSeq and is a predicted model, not a curated record. Gene Ontology annotation, molecular function: calcium ion binding; phospholipid binding. NCBI's taxonomy places the organism in Eukaryota, Metazoa, Chordata, Actinopteri, Cypriniformes, Cyprinidae.
AUGAUUAAGUGCACAGUACCGGACAGUACACCUCUGCUGGACUUUGCAGACUAUGGCUGCUUUUGCGGUUUAGGUGGUACAGGGACGCCUGUUGACCAGCUCGACCAGUGUUGUUUUACCCAUGAUGCCUGCUAUGGCACAGCAAAGACCCUUCAGUCCUGCUCAUCAGUGUUUGACAAUCCCUACACAAACACAUAUGACUACAAGUGUGAUGAGAAUACCAAAACGGCCACGUGUCUGGACAGUAAUGAUGAGUGUGAAAUGUUCAUAUGCAAGUGCGACAAGGCUGCAGCGGAGUGUUUUGCUCAAUCCCCUUAUAAUGCCUCCAAUAAUCAUCUGCCCUCGAGUGUUUGCAGCUCAGCUUCCAGAGACCAGCAGCUUUCUUACUGCUCUCACUGCAUUCACAGUCACUCUCACACUCAUAUACCACAACAAAAUACCCUGCAAUAAGUGAAAUGUGCAUGCACUGAACAUAUCCGUGUUAUUUGUUGUCAUUUUGGUCAUUUAAACCCUUUUGUGUGCCGACAGCUGUUUUGCAUGUACUCAAGCAUUUUGUAACUUUUUCCAAGCCUUAUGAAAUUCUCAUGCUUUUUCGAGAAAACUGAAUUCUUCUUUUACCAGCUGUGCAAAUUGCAAACACAUGCUGACGUUCCCAAAGAUAAACACACACACAC